AUGAUUGACUGCUUGGUCAAAGUACCAACCACCACCAUGUUUGGCCGAAAAGGAAGUUCUGAUAUAGAGGAGCUUUUGUUCUGCUUCGGCAUGCACUCUCCUGGAAGAUUGAUGUACCAUGACGCAGAACAUUUGCCGCAUGUGGUAGACGAAUGGCUGGCGGUCUGUGAGAAUCUCCGCGAGAAAUGGAUCUCCAUGCUAAGGGUGGCAGCUGUCCAAAACCGUAGCCACUUUGGCCAAAAGGCGGCUCAGAUUGUCAAAUGUAUCCAUACGCGCAUGUUGUCCUUGUGCUUGCUUUGCUUCGCUUUCCGACAAGCUGCGAGUGUGGAUGUCGCAGUUGGCAGUGACGGAGAAGUGCGUGGACUCGUGCGGGUGCAGUCGCGAAAGGAUUCCCAGAUGGAUGGGAAGCUCCAUCUAGAAGAGGACCCUGAUGGAUUCUCUUCAGCGGAGGAGAUUCCAAUGACCGCUGAUACUUGGCCUGACGGCACAUGGAACAAAGCGGAUGAGCAUUGCCGUGCCAAGGGAAAGCAGCUCUGCGACUACAAAAAGGUGUGCCCGAAGGGGCGAUCUCAUGCACCAGCGAUCCCAGGGGGCCAAAAGAAGUACGAGAUGUGGACUCCUGUUCGAAACGCAGAAGAUUCCAACAAUCCAGUGGAGUGGGUGCAGGUUGGAACGAGGGAGAAGGGCGACCUUUGCUGCCUCAUCUCCAGUGACUGCCAUGGGCAAGUGAAGAACUUCCAAGGCUGGGGAAAGGUGAAGAGCUUCAACGGCUUCAUCUACUGCUGUGAGAAUGAUUUGCCGGUAAACUUGCAAGAGCUGAAGCUGACCAAUCAGCACUGGAAUGGAUCAUGGUCUGAGGCGGCCCUGCUUUGCGACUCGAAGGGCAUGCAGCUGGCGGAUUGGGCGGAGCUGUGCCCCAAAGGCAAGGGUAAGAACUCUGUCGUGCCACAGUUGGGAAAGGACAUGUGGACGCCGGUGGUGAAUUCGGGUGAUGUCAACAACAGCAUCCAAUGGGUGCAGGUGGGUCUUCGCUUGGAGGGCGACAUUUGCAAGCUGAUCAGCGACGUCCCAGGGCACACAGAGAACUUCAAGGGCUGGGGUGAGCUGAGGCCUUACACCGUGCUGGAGACUGAGAUGAUUGGGAGCGUGGAAGUUGCUUCUGUGGAGUUCUAUGAGGACGGUGCCAAGGCGGAAGUCAAAGCCAGGGCAGACCAAGUCUGCAUGGGGGGCCAGCACAGCCGUCGCAGCCGGCACAGCACCAUCCUCAGGCGACUCUGCCUUUUGGUGUCGGCAGCUAGCUCGACACCCUGCUGCGAGGAGAUGGGCAGCCUUGUCCACUGCGCCAAUGCGACAUCUCCUCCACUGGCGCCAGGAGCAGCAAGCUCGAGCAAGACGAGAGUCUUGGUGAUGCAGUUGGCAACCAGCAAUUUGUGGGAUUCCUUCUGCCAGUACACCGCAGUAGUAAAUGCACGGUGGGCAAAGCGCUUGGACCACAGGUACGUCCUCACGGCCGGUGAAUACCUUCGCAGCUCCGAUCUGUGGCGCGGUGGCAACGUCCGGGCGGUGUUGGAGGUCAUGAAGGAAGCGAGCGAGGAGGCCAGCAGGUGGACUGGAUUUUUUCACCUUGACUGUGAUGCUGCUUUGGUGGAUUUCUCCGGAGAGGAUGCUUUGCUGGAGACCAUCCAACGCUAUGGUGAGAAGGUCGAGGUGAUUUUGAGCCGCGAUGAGUCGGGCUUCGCUGGCACGUCCAGGUUGAGCAACAUGGGAACCGGUCUGUGGCGCCGGAGCCAGUGGACCUUGAGGCUGUUGGAGACCUGGUGGCAGGCGCUUGAUCAAGACUCGAGCCGGAAUGAGCAAGAGGUCUUGGAAGACCUACUCACGACCAAUGCUCAUGGAUGCCUUGACCGGCUCAUUCUGCUUCCUGCAGGCUUUCUCAACAGUGAGUCUAGCAAUCCCAUUGCUGCGCCUGCGUCAAGGCAGCCAGUGUUUCACUUGGCAGGGAUGCCACAUGGAGUGCGCACUGCGGUCUUUAAAAGCCUCUGGGCUGAGCAGUGCGAGCCCAAAGGAGAGACAGAGAGCGAUCCCUGGCGGAUGCGCCGAGUGCUGGUGAAGUCUUUGGCAGACUUUGCCUUGUCCUUGCCAGAUGUUCCCGUGGAACAUCAGGACGGUGGGAACUGCCGACAGACCGAGUCUUAA
Messenger RNA from Durusdinium trenchii, 2196 nucleotides. Lineage: Eukaryota; Dinophyceae; Suessiales; Symbiodiniaceae. The record is from the annotation of a GenBank genome assembly.